GCAGACUCCAUCCGCAUCCCUCCCAGCCCAAGACUCUAGUUAACGUUAAUCGCGAAGCCAUGGUCCUUAAGCUGUACGGCAACCCGAUCUCGACGUGCACGCGCCGCGUCGCGACGGUGUGCAAGGAGCUCGACAUACCGUACGAGCUCAUCUCCAUCGACUUUGCCAAGGGCGAGCACAAGUCCCCCGCUUUCCUCGAGAAGCAGCCCUUCGGCCAGGUGCCCUACAUCGACGACGACGGCUUCGUCCUCUUCGAGUCGCGCGCCAUCGCGCGUUAUCUCGCGGCGAAGGCCGGCUCGCCGCUCCUCCCAACGAACCUGAAGGACCUCGCGCGCUUUGAGCAGGCCGCGUCCAUCGAGCAGGCCAACUUCGACCCCUUCGCGAGCGGCAUCGCGUUCGAGAAGGUCUUCAAGGGCUUCCGCGGGCUCGCCACCGACGACGCGCGCGUCGCCGAGUACGCGACUGCGCUCGAGGGCAAGCUCGACGCGUACGAGAAGAUCCUGAGUAAGCAGAAGUACCUCGCUGGUGAUAACAUCAGCCUCGCGGACCUCUUCCACCUCCCGUACGGCUCCAUGCUUGCCCCCGUCGGCUUCAACUUCCUCGAGGACGCAGCCAAGCGGCCCAACGUCGCCCGCUGGUGGAAGGACAUCUCCAGCCGGCCCAGCUGGCAGACCGUCAAGGACCGCGCGUGAGGGGUGGUGGCAAAAGAAAAGGCAUACAGUAUUGGACUGUUGUAAGCUUAUAAGAUAGUGGUAAUGAAAUUCGGUUGUCAGUCC
This is a messenger RNA of Gloeophyllum trabeum ATCC 11539, 776 nucleotides long. Its product is annotated as glutathione S-transferase. The record is from RefSeq and is a predicted model, not a curated record. Bases 60 to 692 code for a protein of 210 amino acids. Gene Ontology annotation, molecular function: glutathione binding; glutathione transferase activity. Gene Ontology annotation, cellular component: cytoplasm. The transcript has 3 exons. Lineage: Eukaryota; Fungi; Basidiomycota; Agaricomycetes; Gloeophyllales; Gloeophyllaceae.